Fragaria vesca subsp. vesca is the source of this 2036-nucleotide messenger RNA. RefSeq names its product chaperonin CPN60-like 2, mitochondrial-like. The record is from RefSeq and is a predicted model, not a curated record. The transcript has 17 exons. NCBI's taxonomy places the organism in Eukaryota, Viridiplantae, Streptophyta, Magnoliopsida, Rosales, Rosaceae. Bases 98 to 1822 code for a protein of 574 amino acids. Gene Ontology annotation, molecular function: ATP binding; ATP-dependent protein folding chaperone. Gene Ontology annotation, cellular component: mitochondrion; cytosol. Gene Ontology annotation, biological process: protein refolding.
GACCAUCUAAAAAGCCUAAAACCCUACGAAGCUAAACCCACCUCACUCGUCUGCUUCCUCAAUAUUCUCAGUACCUCUGUAACUCCAACUUCCGGCCAUGUAUCGAAUAGCUUCCAAAUUAGUUUCGUCCGUCGCUUCUUCCACUACCAAGAAACUGAUAGGUAGUAGGAUUAUCUGCAACAGGAAUUAUGCGGCGAAAGAUAUCAGCUUUGGGGUUGGGGCACGUGCCUCUUUGUUGCAAGGUGUCUCUGAGGUUGCAGAGGCUGUCAAAGUUACCAUGGGACCUAAGGGCCGAUUUGUGAUUAUUGAGAAAAGUGGCAAGAAUCCGCAGGUCACAAAGGACGGUGUUACUGUUGCAAAGAGCAUUAGUUUUGAGGAUAAGAGAAAAGAUUUGGGUGCAAAUCUUGUGAAACAGGUGGCAAGAGCAACUAAUACUGCUGCAGGAGAUGGUACAACGUGUGCAACUGUCCUGACCCAAGCAAUACUUAUAGAAGGUUGCAAGUCCAUAGCUGCUGGGGUAAAUGCAAUGGAUUUGCGCAGCGGUAUCAAUAUGGCAGUUGAUGCUAUUGUUACUGAUCUGAAAAGCAAAGCAUUGAUGAUAAGCACACCUGAAGAGAUUACACAGGUUGCCACUAUUUCUGCCAAUGGUGAACGAGAGAUUGGAGAGUUGAUAGCCAAAGCAAUGGAGAAAGUUGGGAAGGAAGGAGUUAUUACAGUUGCUGAUGGGAAUACAUUGGAUAAUGAAUUGGAAGUGGUGGAAGGAAUGAAGCUUGGCAGAGGGUAUAUUUCUCCCUAUUUUAUCACUAACCAAAAGACUCAAAAAUGUGAAUUGGAAUACCCUCUAAUCCUCAUUCAUGAAAAGAGAAUUUCAGACAUGACUUCACUCGUGAAAAUACUAGAGCUGGCCAUAAAUAAAAAUAGACCGCUUCUUAUUGUAGCUGAGGAUGUUGAAAGCGAUCCACUUUCCAUGCUUAUACUCAACAAGCAUCAUGCUGGGGUAAAGGUUUGUGCCAUCAAAGCUCCUGGUUUUGGGGAAAACAGGAAAGCCAAUUUAGAAGAUCUUGCUGUUCUCACUGGUGGAGAGGUUAUCAGUGAAGAUCGUGGUUUAACCCUCGAGAAAGUCCAACUUGAAACACUCGGUACUGCAAAAAAGGUGACUGUAUCUGUCGAUGACACAAUCAUUCUAAAUGGAGGUGGGGAUAAGAAGCUGAUUGAAGAAAGAUGUGAGGAGUUGAGGAUGACAAUGGAGAAGAGUACUGCUGUGUUUGACAAGGAGAAAGCACAGGAGCGGCUGUCAAAAUUAUCUGGUGGAGUUGCCGUCUUCAAGGUUGGAGGGGCUAGUGAGGCAGAGGUAGGGGAGAGGAAAGAUCGGGUAACAGAUGCUUUAAAUGCUACUAGAGCAGCGGUUGAAGAGGGUAUUUUGCCAGGUGGUGGUGUUGCUCUCCUAUAUGCAACAAAAGCAUUGAAGAACAUUCAAACGCAAAAUGAAGAUCAAAGAAGAGGAGUAGAAAUUAUCCAGAAUGCUCUCAAGGCGCCUACAUUCACUAUAGUUCGAAAUGCUGGUUUUGAUGGUGCAUUGGUUGUUGGUAAAUUGCUGGAACAAGAUGAUUACAGAAUGGGUUAUGAUGCAGCCAACGGUGAAUAUGUUGACAUGGUCAAGGCUGGAAUCAUUGAUCCUCUGAAAGUUGUUAGAACUUCCUUGGUGGACGCAGCCAGUGUGUCGUUACUAUUGACAACAACUGAGGCAUCUAUAGUGGACAGUCCAACAGAGAAAAAACCUCCUAGCCGGAUGCCAAAUAUGGAAGAUUUUGGGGGCUAUUAACUUGCAAGUGACUAAGUCAGGCCUUAGUGCCAAAACGGCAUAUUAUGUAACAAUCCGUUAUUUGUGCGGGUUUGGCCAAAAAGGUCAAAGUUAUGCCCACAAGUGCAAAUUGGUGAAGUUGAGUGAUGGGGGAGUAGAACUGAAUAUUUAGGGAACUACAUUUGUAAAAUUGACAAUUGAAAUAAGCAGCAACUCGGUGAUAUCAUUUGGCACC